GAGGUUGGAAAAUAGGGGGCGGUGGCUUCGCCUCCUUUCAUUACCUUCCGAACGAGACGCACUGUCUCUUUGCUGGUGCUGAGACUGCGCUUAGAGGUGACCUCGAGGAAGGAGGCCUAUCGCGUUUUCCCAUCAUGUCGGAACCAAUCAAAGUCCUAGUGACCGGUGCUGCUGGACAAAUUGCAUAUUCUCUACUCUACAGCAUUGCAAAGGGUGAUGUUUUUGGCACUGAACAGCCUCUUAUUCUUGUGCUGUUGGAUAUCACUCCCAUGAUGACUGUUUUGGAUGGCGUACUUAUGGAAUUGCAAGACUGUGCUCUUCCUCUUUUAAGAGAGGUAAUUGCUACUGACAAAGAAGAUGUUGCAUUCAAAGAUCUUGAUGUAGCGGUUCUGGUUGGUUCAAUGCCAAGAAAAGAAGGCAUGGAACGGAAAGAUCUACUGAAGGCAAAUGUGAAAAUUUUUAAGUCCCAAGGAGCAGCAUUGGACAAGUAUGCAAAGAAGACAGUUAAGGUUAUUGUAGUAGGUAAUCCAGCAAACACUAAUUGCCUAAUUGCUUCAAAAUCAGCUCCAACCAUACCAAAAGAUAAUUUCAGUUGUUUAACUCGUCUGGAUCACAACAGAGCUAAAUCUCAGAUUGCUCUGAAAGUUGGUGUGACUGCUAAGGAUGUCAAGAAUUGCAUCAUCUGGGGAAAUCACUCUUCUACUCAAUAUCCAGAUGUUAACCAUGCCAAAGUGAAAAUACAAGGGAAAUAUACUGGAGUUUAUGAAGCUGUGAAAGAUGAUAACUGGCUGAAAGGUGACUUCAUUACCACUGUUCAGCAACGGGGGGCAGCUGUUAUUAAGGCCCGGAAACUGUCAAGUGCAAUGUCUGCAGCCAAGGCUAUCUGUGAUCAUGUGAGAGACAUCUGGUUCGGCACUCCAGAGGGUGAAUUUGUUUCUAUGGGUGUUAUUUCUGAUGGGAACUCCUAUGGUGUCCCUGAUGAUUUGAUCUAUUCAUUUCCUGUUGUAUUAUCAAAGGAUAAAGCAUGGAAAUUUGUUGAAGGCCUUCCUAUUAACGACUUCUCCCGUGAGAAGAUGGAUUUGACUGCUAAGGAGCUAGUGGAUGAAAAGGAAACUGCGGUGGAGUUUCUAUCUAGUGCAUGACUAAACGAUCAUCAGAAUGUGAGAGAUGGCUUAAAUACUGAGGAGUCUAAAAGUCGUCUCUAAAUGCAACAUCAAAUACUACUCCUGGAUCAGCUUUUCUUCGUGGCAAUUUCUUCAUUACAUUAUUAUUAUUAUUAUUUUUGGUCCCUCUUGCUAAGCAAUGAUAUAAUUUCAGAUACAGUUUGCACACUUGACCAAAUUCUCCCAAUACCUUAUUUCCUGUGUUGCAUCGUGCAUAUGCCUAUAUUUUGCACUUGUGAUAGCAAAUAGAAUUUGUUUACUGUAACAGCAGUCUUUCACCAUAGGUUAAUGGUAAAACCAUGUAUAGUGCGAGGAUGACUUUUAUGGUAUGGGUUUUAGUGUUAGGUUAAUAAAAGUACUCACUAAUAGUUUUAUGGAAGGAAGCAAGAAAAUGUAUUUCUACUCCAAAAAAAACAAAAUAGAAAUUGUUUCCUGAAUAUCAUGAAUGUGCUGUGUAUUGAUCACCAAAUCUCUCACAACAAAUCUUGCUAGAAUUACAUUAAAUGUUGAGUAUGCACUCCUCAUGUAUUGUGGCACUAUCCUGUUUAGUUUGCUGUGAUCAAAAUACAUGAAAUGCAGUCUUCAGAAAAUCAUGUUAUAAAAUAAAAUAGAAUUUGGAAGUGA
Molecule: messenger RNA, 1787 nt
Organism: Pantherophis guttatus
Lineage: Eukaryota; Metazoa; Chordata; Lepidosauria; Squamata; Colubridae
Gene: MDH1
Product: malate dehydrogenase 1
Biological process (GO): malate metabolic process
Molecular function (GO): L-malate dehydrogenase (NAD+) activity
Source: RefSeq, a predicted model, not a curated record